Molecule: messenger RNA, 2568 nt
Organism: Mizuhopecten yessoensis (Yesso scallop)
Lineage: Eukaryota; Metazoa; Mollusca; Bivalvia; Pectinida; Pectinidae
Exons: 1
Coding region: 212-2074 (620 amino acids)
Source: RefSeq, a predicted model, not a curated record
AAAUGUUUCGUGUAUGCAUGUUACAGUCCCCGUGGUCGAAGAUGCCCUUACAAGUAUGGUGUAACAUAAAAUAACCCUUGGUGAAUUACGUCGUCUAGCUUGUGUUACACAAUAGCCAGAAAGAAAAAAUGGCGUCACUCAAAUAAUGUAAUUCGUGGAGCCGAAUCCUGUCCGUCAAAAAACGAUUGGAAUUUUUCUACUCUGCCACAAAAUGGUCUGGAUUAUUUCGGUUUGUGUUUUAAUGAUUUCAGUGUGUGGGAGCAGAGGAACAGUGUUUCAUGUCGAGGCGGAGAAUUUUGUGACAGACAAAUUUGCCUUACACAGACUUAACGCGACGGGAGAGGAGUCCAUUAACUUCAAUCAGGGACAGUUUAUACACGUGUAUUUCUGUCUGAGAGCCGAAUCGGAAGUGGCAGUAGACAACAUUUUAUAUUCGAACGAUGGCGGAAGUGAUAUGUUUGAGGUAAGCAUCGACGGCGUUAAACUCGGUGAAAUAGUCACGCCGGAACAUUCACAGAACGGUCUGCUUUGGAACAAUUUCCUAUCCAGUCAACAGGUAGGCCCUAGUCUCACAUUGUCCUCCGGUUAUCAUGUCAUCUCUAUUAAUUUCACCUCCACCGAUUUCUACGGUGUAGAGAUUGACUCCGUUUUUGUGCGCGUGGAGGACCGUUUCUUGGAGGAAGAACUCUUCAAAUGUUCGUUGUUCUGUCUCAAGGACAAUAUGUACGAUAACGGCCCGGCAAGGGAUGACCUGUCGUCGAUACUUCUUGACCGGAAGAACUAUGACAUAAAUUGUCCAAAGGAGGACAACAUAAUUCUGCCCAUGUACCACGCCAACGUUGACCUCUAUAUGAUAUCGGCGCUAUUGCCGAGAUAUAGGUCAUUCGAGAAUCAUCAAGAAUCUCAUUAUGAGAGUUGUGUUCCACCUUCCGAUGAACUUUGGAAUUUCCAGAAUUUCGUGGUCCCUAUCGAGAACAAGGAUGGACAUAUCAUCAACAACCUGGCAUCACUGACGUACCACACGCUGAAUAAUUCGCGGACAUCAGUGUUCUGUGUGGCCUUCGACAAACAGGCGUCCACGGCUGUAGCCAUUGACGAAGGCCAAGUGGACACCGGUCAUGUGUUGUCCGUCCAGUUUAAACGUGUGGCCAGUCCGUUCUACGUCACUAUACGCUACAGAGGUGUGCAAAGCAAUUGGUCUGCAGAGUUCGCUAAAUAUUUCACACCACAAGUACGGCAGGACAUCUGGACAAUAUCCGAACACGAAUGGUCAGACACAGAGGUCAACGAGGUGGAAAUGACCAUUGUGUCAGAUCCUAAUAACCCAUUCCCUAUCGUCAUUGAGUAUCUAAGACUGACCAAGAGGCGACUAGGGGAACGGCAACACAAGUUAAUCUACUCAAGCAAGGAUAUCCAGGCCGAGGUUGUCACUGUGGACUUUGGACCGAACGCACAAGGAGAUUUUCAGGACAAAAUGUCGGUAACGAGGCUCGAUACGGGAGAGAAAUGGGACUCUGCCAGCUAUAUUAGUAUUCUGCAUAUUCUCCCUUGGUCUCAGAAAUACGGAGAGGUAUUACGUUUCUAUCAGUCGGGUAAGAUACGGGUACUUCCACUCACUCCGCCUGGUUUAGACAAGCUACCUUUUGGGUCGUCAUUUAUCGUCGGUCAAUCUGAUCCAAAUGAGCGGUUCCCGCGCGCGCCAAUAAGUCACAUCGAUAUCGACCCUGGUGCGUUACAAUUGUUCAUUACAUACAAAGACGAGGGAAAAGCCAAUAUGAUCAUCAAGCCCUCCCUUCACGGCACGCGCGUCAUUGUCAAGGACGUUGAAAUGGCAAAAGAUUCUAUGUUGUUCCCGUUUGUCACGUUUAGUUCGCUGUGGAUUACGGACGGUAACUCGGAGGUGGACCAUAUCAGUUCCAACGGAAACGAUGUCCAUCACAUCGUCAAUGGCUGGGUGAAGCUAUACGGAACGGCAUUCACCUUUAUGAAAAAGUGUAUAUCUAAACACAACACACAGGGUCCUGACAUGCGCAUAGAGCUGCUCACUAAACGGGAACUAUACCAGUAUGUCUAACACUACUAAAGAUAGGUUAUGCUAUCUGGUAAGACAAAAAUAAUAUCGUUUCUCUUCAAAAAUAAUAACUUGGAUGAUAUUUUCAAAUGAAGUAAUGCUGAAAUCCUUUUUAAAAGCAUUAUCGGUCAAGCAAUAAGCUAGAAAUCCAAUCAAUGAAAUAAUGAAUAUACUAAUUCGACAGAUAUAUUAAGUUUAAUACGCACAUUGCAUAUUGAGUUAUAUUAGUUUAUUGUACACAUACUAUGUAACUGCAUUCGAUAUAACAUGAAAUGUGGACGAUUCUAAUCUAUGACGUAUACACACGUUGAGUUCAUCACUUACUUCGGGUCACUGGUCAUGCGCGUCACACACUAACUAUUCCGGUGCAAGUUUGAUGUAUUAGUAAUUGUCACAGACGGUCACAAAGCUGUUUUAUAUACAAUAACCAUGCUCAUAAAAAACAUUGACGUUACCACAAACCUUCCGUGUGUUAUGUUAUUAAAUAUUGUCUUUGC